This is a messenger RNA of Schistosoma spindalis, 2025 nucleotides long. The record is from the annotation of a GenBank genome assembly. NCBI's taxonomy places the organism in Eukaryota, Metazoa, Platyhelminthes, Trematoda, Strigeidida, Schistosomatidae.
AUGGAUGACUGCAGUUCAGAUAUAAUUGAACAAGCUCGUCAGUUGUUUAUGCAUUGUGAUACAGAUGAUUGUGGCUAUUUAACACGUCAAGCAUUAGAUCGUCUUAGUGAUCGUUUACCAUUGACAAUUUCACAAUUGGAUUUUGUAUUCAAUCUACUGGAUAAAGAUAAAAAUGGACAAUUGACUUUGGAUGAAUUCAUUCAAGGUUUCGGUCAUUUUCUAGUUGACAAAGCAGCAAACAAUUUAUUAUUGGAUGAAGAAAUUGACGAACAAUACAAUCAAAUUAUAUCAUCAUUAGAUCCAGAAAAUGUAUUAAAAAGCUAUGAACAAGUAAAACAUAUAUGGAAAUACAUGAAAUUGGCUAAUUCACAUUUAUUACCAGAAUUUGAAGAUAUGUUAAGAGCUAUAAUGAAAGAGGUUAAUGGUGCUAGAGUAGAAUAUGAAAAUAUGGAACGUAUGAUACAAAAUAAAAUAAUGAAACAAGAUGAAGAAUUGCACAAUUUAGUUGAAGAACUCGAGCUACAAGUUAAUCAAGAAAAAGAACAAUUAAAGCAAAAGGAAGAACUCAAGGAAAGAGAACUGAAAGAAGAAUUAAACAAUAAAGUACAGGAAAAAGAAAAAUUGUUAAAUGACCUUGUACAACAAUUUGAAAAAGCUUCUAGCAAAGUAGAAGAACUUCAAAAGAAUCGAAUGAGCAUUGCUCAAGAAAAAGAGAAAUUAUUACAAGAAAAAGAAGAUCUAGAACGUAAAUUAGAAGAAUCACAAGAAAUGUUAAAUGAAUGUAAAGAUUAUAUUGAUACACUGCAGAAGAAAGCACGUGAAGAACGUCGACGUAGAGCAAAAGCAGCAAUAGAGCUUAGUGAAGGUAUAGCAUUAGAACGUGAAACAUUAGUAAGACAACUCGAUAUGUUAAGGACUAUUAAUCAAAAGUUAGUUGAUGAACAAGAGUUUAAAUCCCAAACACUUUACGCAGUAAAAGAAACAUCACAAACGGUUGAUUUACGUGAUUUUCACAGUAAAUCACAAUCACUUGAUAUGACCAGUGCAAAAACUUCAGAGACAACAAUAAAAGAUACUGCCGCUUUACCACAUUUACUAUGUAGUUCAACUGAUUUGGAUGCAACAAAUUUUGAGAUUGCAGAUGCGAGAAGAGGUUCUACACUGAGUAAUUAUUUCACACCAGUAAUACUAAAUGAUGACAGUAUACGUGAAGGAGAUCUUGGAAAUAUUGAUGAAGCUGAAGAAUACGAAGAAGUUUUCAACCAAUAUCCUGGCAGUAUAUAUACCCCUCGUAUUCGAAAAACUUCACAGAAAUCUCGAGCAUAUAUGAAUGAUUCAGCGGAAGUACGCUAUAUGCCAAAUGGAAGAAGAGUUUCACCUGACGGAGCCUCUUACAUGAGCUCAAAUGCUGACUCGACCACUAAUGGAUCAUUUGCUGAACGUGUCUACAAAGUUAUAUUUGUUGGUGAUUCAGGUGUUGGAAAAUCAAGUAUUAUACGAAAAUUUGUAUCUGGUGUAUUUGAUUUAAAUCUUCCAUUAACUGUGGCAAUUGAUUUUCACGUGAAAUUUAUGCAUUGCGAUGGGACUAAUUUGUAUCUACAAUUAUGGGAUACAGCUGGACAAGAGAAAUUCAGAAGUAUUACGCGACAAUAUUAUCGUAAAUCAGAUGGUGUAAUUAUUGUCUUCGAUGCAACUAACGAAUCAAGUUUUUUAGCCGUCCGGUCAUGGCUUCAAUCGGUUACCGAAGAAACAGACGAGAAUACCGUUAUCUUAAUUCUUGAAAAUAAGUCUGAUCUCAUUGAAGAAAAUGAUAAUAAACGUGCAGUAUCGCGAGCUACUAUUGAUAAAAUUGUUCGAGUUUAUAAAACAAUGUGCUUUGAAGUCAGUGCAAAAACUGGACACAAUAUAGAAGAGGCGUUUAUGGUUAUGGCAAGAAAACUUAAAGAAAAAGAAGUUUAUGAACUUCAAACUCUUCAAAAUUUAAAGAAUGAUGCAAAUAUUAAAAAGAAUACAUGUUGUCGAUGA